AUGCACGGCUUGUCAAUCAAAACCGUAACUGAUCUGAUCAGAGCACUGCCUGUUGGGUUUCUUACCCUAUUCUCAGAUGCCUGCUGCACUGCAACAAGUGAGCAAGAACUUUCAGGAGUACAGCUCCAAAGUAUGUCUAUCUCGAGUAGUAAGUCAACCAAUAUCUCAUCCCACUCAGCUCCCAAGCUCAGAGUUUUCAAGGACCCAGAUAGCCACUUUACUACUUUUAUGAAUGAUUCCAGAAUCUCUGAAAUAAUCGAUGAGUAUUUUGGAUAUCUGAAUCUUGACCAACAUGGGGACUAUCUAAGGAAUAGACAUGAGAUUCAUGAAGUUGUGGCAAUGAAACUGUACCGAAUUGUAAUCCAGCAGAAUGUGGAUUUCCAAGCAGGUACAAACUUUUAA
Vittaforma corneae ATCC 50505 is the source of this 402-nucleotide messenger RNA. RefSeq lists its product as uncharacterized. The transcript has a single exon. NCBI's taxonomy places the organism in Eukaryota, Fungi, Microsporidia, Nosematidae. Bases 1 to 402 code for a protein of 133 amino acids. The record is from RefSeq and is a predicted model, not a curated record.